This is a messenger RNA of Effrenium voratum, 873 nucleotides long. The record is from the annotation of a GenBank genome assembly. NCBI's taxonomy places the organism in Eukaryota, Dinophyceae, Suessiales, Symbiodiniaceae.
AUGUCGGGCUUCCUGGCCUGGCUGGGUCACGAGGAGCCACAAGACAGCCCUUUCAUCAAGGCGCUGAAGGAUGACUGGCUGGCACAGAACUCGGAGUCCCGCGAGGAGGAUGUGACCCGAAAACAGCUCGAGGCACGGAUUGCUGCAGCAGAGAAGGCUGCUGGCAAGAUCACCGAGCCCAACAAGCUUCUGGAUUUGGCAGAGGCCUACGGGGUCUUGAAUCCUCGCGACAAGCGCUGCCUUGAGACCUGCGAGCUGGUCAUGAGGUUCUCACUGCCCUUCCUAGAUCGCCAACGGCAAGGGGACGCGCACCAGCUGCACGCAAGGUCGCUCUUCCUACACAACGACCCGGAGGCGGCCCUGCGAGCGCUCCUGCGCGCGCAGGAGUGCUACAAGGACCAGGGCACCAAGGCCUUGCGGCGCUCCAGCAACGCCGCGCUGCUGCGCACCUACGCGGCGCUGCAGCAGGGGGACAAGGCCUGCGAGCGGCUGCAGGUGGCCCUGACCAUGUGCGAGACCAAAGAGGACGCGCUAAAUGUGUAUCUCAGCGGGAAGGUGGCCUUAGAAGGUGCUGGCUGUGACGAUCGAUUUGAGUCAAUCUGGGACGACUAUUUGGAUGACAACCCGGAGACGAAGGCGCAUCUUGAAGGUCAGAUGAAGGUGAUGAAAGACCUCUCCAAGCAGGUUGGCCCAAAGGAUGCAGAAGAUGACUUCAAGAUGCCAGAGACCUUGCCGGAGGCCAUUCAGCUUGCCAAGCAGCAUAAAGUCAUCACCUGUGUGCUGGUGAUAGCGCUGCUAGUGUACCUUGCCUUUGCCAUCUACGCAUCACUCUGGAUUUCCAGAAGGGUGGUUGCCCGACUGAAGAAAGACUAG